Molecule: messenger RNA, 541 nt
Organism: Aspergillus steynii IBT 23096
Lineage: Eukaryota; Fungi; Ascomycota; Eurotiomycetes; Eurotiales; Aspergillaceae
Exons: 1
Coding region: 210-500 (96 amino acids)
Source: RefSeq, a predicted model, not a curated record
CCUCCCGAGCUUAAAUUCUCUUAUUCGUUUGUCCCUCGAUCAACAGGGGGAGGAGGGGAGUUUUUCAAUUUUCAGAAAAGAGGAAAAGAACUGGGCAUCCCGUUUGCAUCGGAACGGCCCGGGUCUGGCGUCCUUCGGUGCCGUUCCUGCUGGAGCCUCUACAAUCUUCCAGUCUCUUUCUCUCUCCCCACUCGACCGGCUUUUUUGGAAUGAUCUGCGUCGCAAAUUUUUGGUUUAGAUUUUUUUUACCCCUCUCAUCUUUUGGAGUCUUAGCGGCGUGGUGCAUGGCGUACACUUGCGUGUGUGUGUCUGGUCUAGGCGCAAUUGGAUCUUUUGGAACAAUACCCUUUGAUACACUGCCUGACUUUUUUUACUGUUUGAUUCUGGUUUCUUGGUUUAUUAUGCUUAGGAGAGUAGGGAACAGAACGCUUCUCGUUUGUCCUGGAGGGCCGGGUGGCACUCAUAUACAUCGCAUUUACAUCAUUGUCAUACCUACAUGAUCUACAAUAGUACUGGAACGCUGCCAGCGUGCCAUCCUAUU